Messenger RNA from Nanorana parkeri, 1431 nucleotides. It is a transcript of the gene CHST8, whose product is annotated as carbohydrate sulfotransferase 8. Bases 75 to 1427 code for a protein of 450 amino acids. NCBI's taxonomy places the organism in Eukaryota, Metazoa, Chordata, Amphibia, Anura, Dicroglossidae. The transcript is spliced from 5 exons. Gene Ontology annotation, biological process: carbohydrate biosynthetic process; proteoglycan biosynthetic process. The record is from RefSeq and is a predicted model, not a curated record. Gene Ontology annotation, cellular component: membrane. Gene Ontology annotation, molecular function: sulfotransferase activity.
CAGUGGCUGGAGGUGAGAAGAUGAGAAAAUGAGAGCAGAUGGACUCCUAACGGUGGCUGGAAUGGUACAUUUUCAUGGCUGGUCUCAGGACUGAUCGGAGAGGAGGAACUAUGAGGCUGACGUGCAUGUUCUCCUUCAUCUUGCUGUUUGGACUCGCCGGCCUCGUCGUCUUCAUCCACCUACAAGACCCCGUGGAAAUGGUUCACCAGCAGGGAAUGGCCACAGAACCUUGGCUGCAUUGUCAUGUCGCUGGGAUGAAAUUUGAAUUUGCAUUACAUGAGCCAAAAAAGGACUGCACGUCUAACAUUCAGUAUGGAACUUCAAUAGAAGCCGCCGCCGCCAAACAGCUCCUGAACAUAAACCAAGAUGUACCGACAUUUCCUCCUUAUCAGUACUCGGCUAGUUUACACAACACUAACCGGAGGCAGAAGAAGCCAAUAUUUCUCAGGCAAGACAAUAAAAAAUACAAUGAGAGAAAACUUUUGAAGAAGCGGAAGCAUUUUCUGUUGAAAGAGACUCCAAUCUUGAUGCCCAUCAACAGCUCGGCUGUGGAUCUUAUGAGGUUAGAGGAGGACGACAGGAACAGCAACUGGAAAAAGCUCUACGAGGUUCAAAGGCAGCGGAAAAAGCUGAUGCAGGACAUCUGCCUAAAGUAUAAAAGUGGCAGCCGGAGGAUUAUCACCCCUUAUCAUGUUUCCAGAAUCUUUGUGGAGGACAAGUACAAGAUUCUUUAUUGCGAGGUCCCAAAGGCCGGUUGCUCCAACUGGAAGCGGGUUCUGAUGGUCCUCAACGGCCUGGCCACUUCCACCAAGGAUAUCCAACACAACACCGUCCACUACGGAAACUACUUAAAGAGGCUGGACAGUUUUGACCGCAAAGGGAUAUUCAACCGGCUCAAUACCUACAAGAAGAUGAUCUUCGUACGAGAGCCCUUCGAAAGGUUGGUGUCCGCUUUCCGGGACAAGUUCGAGCAUGCCAAUAACUACUACCACCCCGUUUUUGGCAAAGCCAUCAUUUCAAAGUAUAGGCGGAACGCCACCAGAGACGCUUUAAGGACAGGCUCCGGAGUACAAUUUAAAGAGUUCAUUCAGUAUCUGUUGGAUGUCCAUCGGCCAGUUGGGAUGGACAUUCACUGGGACCACGUGAGUAGACUUUGCAGUCCGUGCUUGAUAGAUUACGACUUCAUUGGGAAAUUUGAGAGCAUGGAAGAAGACGCUAAUUUUCUCCUGCACCUUAUAGGGGCCCCCCAAAAUUUGACAUUUCCCCGAUUUAAAGACCGGCAUUCAAACGAGGAAAGGACCACUAGUAGAAUCACGCAGCAAUAUUUUGCACAAUUGACUCCACUGGAAAGGCAAAGGACUUAUGACUUUUAUUACAUGGACUAUCAAAUGUUCAAUUAUUCCAAGCCUUUCGAAGACUUGUACUGAUUAU